Molecule: messenger RNA, 1560 nt
Organism: Cavenderia fasciculata
Lineage: Eukaryota; Evosea; Eumycetozoa; Acytosteliales; Cavenderiaceae
Exons: 6
Coding region: 1-1560 (519 amino acids)
Source: RefSeq, a predicted model, not a curated record
AUGGAAACUUAUAAAGCAUACUUUACAACAUAUAUACAUAUAUUUAUUGCAUAUUAUCUAAAACUAACAACAAUUCCUUAUUUAUCAAAAAUGACUCUUUUGAAUGCUUUUGUCUCAUUGAAAGUUGGUGCAACUGUAUCUCCUGUCAACAGACAAAAGCUAUCAACUAUAAAUGUACAUGAAACGAUGAAACUAGAAAGUUAUUACAAGAAAAGAAUAGAAUCAUUUGAAUUCAAUGUCUUGAAUGUCGUUGAAUCAUUAUUCAAAUCAUCGUCGUCACAGAAUGCUGUCGAGUCUUUAGAAGAAAAGAAAAGUUUGAAUAUAGUAUUUGGUUGUACUGAUGGUAGAAUCAUUGUUUAUAAACCUGUUAUCAAUACAAACAACAAUAAUAACAACACUAUAUCCUCGUCAUCAUCCCCUUCUCUGCCAUCAUCAUCAUCAUUUGCAUCUUCACAAACAUUGAUUGAUGAAGUCGAUAAAGAUAUUGUAGAGAUUCUAGAGACUAAAGGUACAUCUGUACAAUGUAUCUACUUUGAUGAUACUACCAAGUUUGGUACUACCGAUAUUGUCAGUGGUGACAGUCACGGUAACAUUGUCAUCUUUUCUAAUCAUCAGAUCAUCUAUCGUGAUUCUAUUGGUUCUGCAAUCUCUUGUUUAAUCACUCAUAAAUCAAUUAAUAAUGAUUCAAGUAUUAUUAUUGGUGAUCGAACGGGUGCACUUUCAUCUAUUAAACCUCAUCAACCAAUUCAAUGGAAAUUAAAAUUAGAUUUAAUAGAUGAUCGAUUGAAAUACUCUAAUAAUAAUAAUCGUUCAAUUGAUAAUGAUGAUGAUGAUGAUAAUGAUAAUGAUGAUAGUCAAGUUGAUGAAAAGAAAAAUACUACAUCAUCAUCGUCAACAUCUACAACUCCAUUAUAUGGUAGUUAUUACCAAACAUUGGCAUCAAAUAGUCAUUGUAUUAAAUGCAUGCAAUCGAUUGUAGUAAAGGAUAUUCAUGGAGCAGAGUGUAGUUAUAUAGUGGUGUCUGAUACUUCGAGUACUCUGCAUUUUAUCGAUCGUGGAUACCGAGUUGUCUCACUCAACGUACCAUCACCAGUAACAUCAAUGGCAGUUGGUUACUUUCAACAUAUAACUGACGAUGAUAACCUAUCGUUGGAAAACAACGGUUCAAAUCAACACCAACAAAUAGCACUUGGAUGUGAAAAUGGUUGGAUUUAUAUAAUGCAUAAUUAUAAAAUACAUCCAUAUGUACAAGUAGGAUACCCAAUUACAAAGAUAUUAAAGUAUACAGAACAACAAAAUAAUAUUUCAACCAAUCUAUUAGAUUAUAUCUUUUGUAUUGGUCAUUUUCAUUCUUUAAAAAUUUAUUUAAACAAAUUGUUAUCAACAGAAUAUUAUACAGAUGAUUGGAUUCAUACAAUGAGCUUUUUAAAUAAUCAACAACAACAAAAACAAAAAAAUAAUAAUCAUGGAAAUAAUAAUAAUAAUAAUAGUUUGACCAAGGAAGUAAUAAUAAUUGGAAAAUUAAAUAAUAGUAUUGAAUAUUUAUCUAUACUAUCAUAA